GGCAGUCGGGGGACAGAGUGGCCAGAAUUUGCUGCUCGAUCUCCCUCACAGUGGUGCCUGAAGGAAUGGCGGCGCCUUCGGCAGCCACGGAAGAGGCAACACUAGUGUCAUCGGCCAAGGAAUAAGGAAAGAGAAAGAGAUAAGCCACGAAUAGAAGUAGAAGGAAGAAGAAAGAUCCAAAAUAAGAACCUCAAAAAUCAUUGUCCUCCUUUGUAAUCUCCGAGCUUAUCCCUAAAGAUCCAAUUGCUGACCAUUUCUUUGCAUUUCCUUAUCACUUCACUAUUUUAAUCACCACCAACCAGAACACAACCACUCCCAACCAAGAUACAAGUCAACUCUCUCAAUGAUUUCUUCUUAAGUUUCUUUAAUCUCCGUCGCCGGCAUCAUGGGCGGCCAGUGCUCGAAGCAAGUGCAACACUGCAAGGCCGUGGCCUACGAGAAGCGAGCUCUGCGCGACCUCCUUGACUCCUGCGGAGCCGCGUUCCCCGGCUCCGACCACUUUCCGGCCGACCGGAAGUCCUGGAUGUCCGCCCUCGGCCUCGGCGAGCUCCGGCUUCAUCAGAUCGUGUGGCCGGGGACCCACGACUCUGCCACUGACUCCAUCGGUAUCCCCUGCAUCACCCGCCCCUUCGCCCAGUGCCAGUCCUUCUCCGUCUACGGCCAGCUCUGCCUCGGAGCACGCCUACUAGACGUCCGCGUCCAGAAAGAUCGCCGGGUCUGCCACGGCUCCCUCGUCUCCUACCCCGUCGACCGCGUCCUCGAUGACGUCAAGCGCUUCCUCGAAGAAACAAAGCACGAGCUCGUCGUCCUCGAGCUCCGAACAGAGUUCGGCCACGAGGACCCCCCUGACUUCGACAAGUUCCUCGUCGAGCGCCUCGGCGACUUCCUCAUCCCCCACGACGAGGCCGUCUUCGCCAAGACCGUCGCCGAGGUGCUUCCGCGGCGCGUAGUGUGCGUGUGGAAGCCGCGGAAGGCGGCGCCGCCGGCGGCCGGAGGCCCUCUGUGGGGCCCGCAGUGUCUGCGGGACCACUGGAUUGACACCGACCUUCCGAUGACUAAGUUCGAGAACAACUUGCGGCGGCUAGGGGAGCAGAAUCCGGCGGCGGAGAGGGGGUACUUUUACCGGGUGGAGAACACGGCGACGCCGCAGGCGGACAACCCCGUGGUCUGCGUGCGGCCGGUGACGGGGCGGAUACGCCAGUACGCGAGGCUGUUCAUCUCGCAGGCCUUCAAGAAGGGGAUCGCCGACCGGCUCCAGGUGCUGUCCGCGGACUUCAUCGACGGCGACUUCAUCGACGCGUGCGUGGGUUUGACUCUAGCGAGAAUGCAGAGGAAGGCAUAACCCAUGAUUGCACUCUUCUUCAUAAUAAUAUUAUUAUUAUUAUUAUUAUUAUUAUUAUUCACCGUAGAAUUAUGUGUGAUAUUAAAUCUUGAGUGUGUUUUUUUUGGUAAAAUGUUAAAAAUGUAAAUAUAUUUACAUGGUAUUUCUUAAAGGAGGAAUUUAAAUAAAUUCGUUGUAA
Zingiber officinale is the source of this 1520-nucleotide messenger RNA. Its product is annotated as PI-PLC X-box domain-containing protein DDB_G0293730-like. Gene Ontology annotation, molecular function: phosphoric diester hydrolase activity. The transcript has a single exon. Gene Ontology annotation, biological process: lipid metabolic process. The record is from RefSeq and is a predicted model, not a curated record. Lineage: Eukaryota; Viridiplantae; Streptophyta; Magnoliopsida; Zingiberales; Zingiberaceae. The coding region runs from base 386 to 1342 and encodes 318 amino acids.